Phycodurus eques (leafy seadragon) is the source of this 4439-nucleotide messenger RNA. RefSeq names its product erythrocyte membrane protein band 4.1 like 5 (gene epb41l5). Lineage: Eukaryota; Metazoa; Chordata; Actinopteri; Syngnathiformes; Syngnathidae. The record is from RefSeq and is a predicted model, not a curated record. Gene Ontology annotation, molecular function: cytoskeletal protein binding. Gene Ontology annotation, cellular component: cytoskeleton. The transcript is spliced from 26 exons. The coding region runs from base 182 to 2551 and encodes 789 amino acids.
ACCUGCAAGAGGAAAAUCUCGCACAGUGGUCGUGAGGCGGACUAAAAUAGGAAGCAAAGUUCGAACAUUAAAAAUGCUCCAUGUUGCUCGUCGCGCUAUUAAAAUGCCAGCGGGCGUGCUUUCGCACUGGAUUUAACGGGGGAACUUCGGUGGCGUAGUCUAACCCUCCCUUGCUCCCAGCAUGCUGAGUUUCCUGCGCAGGACCCUGGGGCGACGCUCCAUCCGCAAGCAUGCAGAAAAAACGCGGCUACGGGAGGCCCAGCGCGCUACAACACACAUCCCAGCUGCUGGGGAUGCCAAGUCCGUCAUUACUUGCCGUGUGUCCUUGUUGGACGGGACCGACGUCAGCGUCGACCUGCCGAAAAAAGCCAAAGGUGAGGAGCUGUUUGACCAGAUUAUGUACCAUCUGGACAUAGUGGAAAAAGACUACUUUGGACUGCGCUUCAUGGACUCUGCACAAGUUCCGCACUGGCUUGAUGUUACAAAAAGUAUCAAAAAACAAGUGAAAAUUGGCCCACCAUACUGCCUCCACAUGAGAGUUAAGUUCUACUCCUCUGAGCCAAACAACCUGCACGAGGAGCUUACCAGAUACCUUUUUGUAUUGCAGUUGAAACAAGACAUCCUCAGUGGAAACCCUGUCUACAAUUUCAGGCUUGAAUGCCCAUUUGAAACAACGGUGGAGUUGGCUGCCUUCUCGCUACAGGCGGAACUAGGGGAUUGUGACCCACUAGAACACAGUCUGGACUUGGUAUCAGAAUUUCGAUUUAUCCCCGAACAGUCAGAGGAUGUGGAGCUGGCUAUAUACAACGCAUGGAAGGAGUGCAGAGGUCAAACACCUGCACAGGCUGAGAUCAACUACUUGAAUAAAGCAAAAUGGCUGGAAAUGUAUGGUGUGGACAUGCAUAUGGUUCAGGCACGAGAUGGUAAUGAGUACAGUCUGGGUUUGACACCCACUGGUGUGUUGGUGUUUGAGGGACAAACCAAGAUUGGCCUCUUUUUCUGGCCGAAAAUCACUCGCCUGGAUUUCAAAAAGAGCAAGCUGACUCUGGUGGUUGUGGAGGAUGAUGACCAGGGCAAAGAGCAGGAGCACACCUUUGUCUUCAGAAUGGACCACCCGAAGGCCUGUAAGCACCUCUGGAAGUGUGCUGUGGAACAUCACGCCUUUUUCCGGCUGAGAGGGCCAGUACAAAAGAACUCUGCACGCUCCGGCUUCAUCCGCAUGGGAUCACGCUUCAGAUACAGUGGAAACACAGAGUACCAGACAACAAAGUCCAAUAAAGCCCGGCGGUCAGCCUCCUUUGAGAGGAGGCCUAGUCGACGUUAUUCUCGAAGAACAAUGCAUAACAGAGGACCUUUCCAUCCUCAAGAGGUUCUUUCGUCGGGCAAUGGAGUCAACUCCAGUAAAGACAAGCAUGUUUCAUCCAGUCGAGGCACGUGGUCCGGUGUGCCGGUUGUGAACGUUGCGCCUGCUGCUGUUUGUGGCCCGUUGGAAAUAGAGCCUCUGCCCAGGAGUCCUGGCGGGGAAAAGAGAAGUUUGCCCUUGGCAGCUGACCUGAUCGAGACGUGCAUUGAUGACGUCCUCAGGACUCCUUCUGCUGCCGCCACUCCUACCACGAAGGCUGUCGAUGAGGCGGGACCGAGUACGAGCUACUCCCCUCCCGGUGCCACUGGCGAAGAGUUACCCAGCCUAACUGAAACGGCAGCUCGUCUCAAGCAACUGGAGUUGGGUAGCAGUCCACAUCUGGCCAAGAAUAAAGUCAACAUCAAUAUGGUCAUGAAUAAUCAAGAGGACAUUGUGAAGCUCAGAGAGAAAUGUUGUCUGAACAGUGCAGGAAGUAGUCCGGUAGUCACGUCACUGCGACCCCCAGACGACCUCAAGAGUAACAUCCUGAAAGCACAAGCUGAGGCCGCCGUUCUUAAGGUUGGUUUGGAGGAACAUGUCCCAAUGAUGGGAGAUAAGAACUGUAAUUUGCAGGAAAACUCCUCCAGGUUGAAGUUGCGCACCGGCCGUAUGGGCAGUAACUCAUCUUUGUCUGGUAGCACUCGCCCUGACAUUCAAGACUCUUGGGAUCUGCUCAAGUCUUCUUCGCUGGUCUCAUCAACAGGCACCAGUGCUGAGAAGUUAGCUGAAGAUUCGAACCCUUCUCUACCCAAGUUGCCAUCAGACUCUGUUGUUGAAGGCAUCAUACUAAAGAUUAAAGGAGAUGAAGUUGACGUUCCAAACACAAACCCAUCACUGCCUGAUAAUUUGAUUGACUUCACUGAUCCAGUACCAGUUUUGCCACCUGUGCAGGCGCCGAAAGCUCCCAUCACCCCUCGCUGGAUCAUUCCUACCGCUGCUCCUCCUGGUAUCUUUACUAACGGCCUGCUCGACCUCGAGCUCCCCGCUAAGGUCGGCGCUCUUCCCCCCGCGGAUGGGGGAGCCACUCUCACCUCGGGCCUCCCUCACCCCGCUCACACAUUUCAUACCAACUCAGUGAGCAUUAUGGGUCAGCAGGCAGCCUCAGAGGAUGGAGCCACACCCAGCGGUCUCCUGACCACUGAGCUCUAAUACCCGCAAACGAGCCGAGUCAGCAGCACAGCAAGCCAUUUUAAAGUAACAACACACACACACACACACUAACAAACUACCUGGACUGGAACUAGGACCAAGAACGUAUUCAUCGUAAACACAUAUCAGGUUUAGUUUAAAAAACUUCUCCAGUCCAUCAUGCAUAUAGCGACUGCUUCCAUCCAUUUUGACCCUGACAAGCAUACAUUGUCUGACUUAAACGUGACCUUUUUUGUGCGCCACCUUGAUUGUCAUGUAAUGCAUUCCACUGGACGCAAACCUCACUGACGCGCUGCACUGUAAAUGGAUGAAAGAUGAUGAACGUGUUGAUUUGAAGAGAGAAUAACAACUGGACUCUUUUCAUAUGUUAAAAUAUGAUUCUGUACAUUCCUUGAGCAGCCUUUUUAUUUUGUUUAUUUUUUAUUUUUUUUUGACCUCUUUUUAGCCACUGGAUAGAACAUUUUUCUUUCUUAGUCUCCUAAGAGUCACUGGAUUACUUUUGCAGCACUGGACCAAUUGCCACUGUCAUGGAUGAAGAUCACUGUUACAGAUUGUUUUUUUUUUAUAUAUAUAUUUUUUCCCUGUGCAUGUUUUUAAAAAAACAUUUUUUUUUUUUUUUUUUAAAUAAAUAUAUCACACUCUGUUUGUACAUCGUGGUACCAACUUUGUUCUCUCUUCUGACCCUGUAUGAUGAACCCAACCAACCCGAUAAUGUGAUUUUGUUUUUUUUUAUGUUUUGACUGAAUGUGAUCCUGUCCAUGAUUUCCACUUGGAGCUACUUUUUGGAACAUUGGCUUGUUUUUUGUUGUUUAAUUUUUUUAAAUUUUAUUAUUAUUUUUAAAUGAGGAAUGUAAUUCAUCGGUUGUGUUGAGCUGUAAAAUGUGAACGGUGCUCACUGGAGCCAUGCUGGAGUUUCACACAGUAAAUUGAACCUGUGCUAGCUAUACAUGAGAAUUUAGUCGAUAAAAGUACAUAACGAGCUAUUUUAGGGUCACAACGUGAUACUGUUCCACGCUUCACUAAAAAGACUAUUUGGACUGUGACUAUAAUUUAUCAUUAUUCAAAAGACAGCUCAAAAUAUGUUGCUUUUCCACUAAUUCCCAUGCAUAUUUUGUGUAAAAUCCCACUAAAUUCUCGACUAUGACUGGCUUGUUGAUCUUGUCUAGCUACUUUCUUGCCCUCUUGUGGAAACUCCAUCUAUCUGCGUUGAGAAUGUGUGCGCAACCCCUCAUUUGCUGAUUGUUUUUCUUCCCAAAUACCUUAAAUGUCAUUUUGUACUUGUGAAAUGAAGAUCGAAUUCUAUAUUUUUGGACUAUAUUAAUGAUUUGAGUCUUACUGUAUAUCGCAUUUAUUCUUAAUAGUGAUUUUUUUCCCCUUUAAACUACCCCUUCCUUUAUCGUGAUGGUGUGGUUUGUAAGGGAAGCUGACUGUUGUCCCAAUCAGUGCAGUUAUUUAUCUGACCGUUCAGUCUUCACCUGUUACACGUUCAAGUGUGUGAGGAGCUCAAAAUUGUGACUAAUUCAGCCGACUGUCGAUAAAGUACAAUAUACAUUUUAUAUUGUUAGCGUGCUCACAGAGGACAAUAACAGCAUUGAAGUCAUUAAAAAGAUGUAGAAAACCAAGUGGAUAACGACGGCUGCUGUGAUGCUAUUUUUAUCAACUUGAUUACGAUUCAGUAGAGCUUUUAUAUUGCGCAGUCAUCACUUGUUUUGUUUUUUUACUAUUUGGGGAAUUUAUUAUGAUUUUAUUAUUAUUUUUUUAACGUUUACAUUAAUUUAAUUUUGAGCCGCAAAGCUAUGUGGUUAUACACCGCGUGUAAUUUUCAUUGCUUUAUGUAUAGCUUGAUGGCAAAUUUCAACUUGGAGUGGCAUUAAACAGCUUGAAGCUU